AUGAGGAUGAAACGGCACUUCAAGCCUCAACAGACUGGUCGACCCGAAAGAGCCUCAUAUCAGGGUGGUGGGAGAAAGAGAGACCCCGACUGGUCAACACCAUGGUGGCUCGACAACAUGCGGCAACUCGGAUCUGCCAACAUUGUGGAAAUGGUCCAGCCGUUAUCCGUUGUUCUGACUGCCGACCACACCCAUUCCUCUGUGGCCAGUGUGAUGUCAGGGUCCAUCGAGAGUGGAAACAUCACAGCGGACAGCUUCCGGAAAAGCUUCUUGGAGUGGGAAGCUGUCCGAUUCGAAGUGGACAAUUUAUGCCAGGUGGACCACUUUGACUGCCCAGCGUGCAGCCCAGACAUGCUUGCAGUAUCCGUUGAUGGAAACCGUAAGCACUACAGAUUCAAGAGUGCAGCAAGAUCGGAGGAAAAAGCCAUCUUUGAUGGCGUGUUCAUUGCGAAUGAUGAUGACGUCGCAAGAUUCGUGGACUAUGUCCAUACCUCAACCAGUCAUGUCUCUGGAAGAGGUGUCUGUGGAGGGCAAUGGUCAGCGGCGCGUGAAACGUCUCAGAAGUCCUCAGGAAAAACAGACGAGGAGGGCCUGGAACUCGCUGUAUGUCGUCAUGGGGUUCUCCUUCGUGCCCUCAAUAUGUUCAGGGGGGAGAUUUUUGCUUACCCCCUGUACCUCCAAAAGCAAAUGGCCUGUAAGACAGUUACAUUUUUUGCAAUGGAUGUGGCAUGCAAGUACUGGCCUUACCUCCGGAGAGUGACAGAGAAAUGCCCUGAGCUUCAGGAUCUCCUCACCAUGAGGCCAUUUCUUUCUGUUUUUCAUGCCAAAGCUCAUGAUUUCAAAUGCGAGGUAAGAGAAAAUGAUUGUCCAUGA
Molecule: messenger RNA, 873 nt
Organism: Rhinichthys klamathensis goyatoka
Lineage: Eukaryota; Metazoa; Chordata; Actinopteri; Cypriniformes; Leuciscidae
Exons: 4
Coding region: 1-873 (290 amino acids)
Source: RefSeq, a predicted model, not a curated record